This is a messenger RNA of Labrus mixtus (cuckoo wrasse), 1382 nucleotides long. RefSeq names its product DDRGK domain-containing protein 1-like. Bases 265 to 1122 code for a protein of 285 amino acids. The record is from RefSeq and is a predicted model, not a curated record. The transcript has 7 exons. Lineage: Eukaryota; Metazoa; Chordata; Actinopteri; Labriformes; Labridae.
CAUUUAAUUAUUUAUUUAUUCCAGUAUUUAUUUAUACAUUUAUUUAUUUAUACUUUUGUCAGAUCUCGUCCUCCAUAAUAACCAGGGUUUAUUGGUUUAUUGGUUUAUUUAUAAAUGUUGUGGCGAUGUAUCCUCCGAAACAGCAGGUGGCGCUAAACACAGGCGAACAAUAAACACACGAAGAAGAGAGACCUGUGUUGGAAAUGAGCUAACACUGACGUGUCCAACAGGUUUCUUGUUUAAAGUGAUAUUUUCAGGACAGCUAUGGACAUCGCGCUGUAUCUGAUCGCUGCUGCGGUUCUCAUCGUCCUCAUCUUGUUCGCUGUGAAGAUCCGGAGCAGAACACAGGAAGCCGAUGAGGAGCAACAGAGGGAUGUUAUCCGGGCGGCGGGGCCUCCUCAGCAGGCAGCGGGGCCUCCUCAGCAGACAGCGGGGGAGCGAGGAGCCGGGAUGCCGCGCAGGAGGAGAAACCUCGCUGCAGUCAUGGCGUACAGAGAGAAGGAGGGGGAAGAGAUGGAGCAGCUGAAGAAAGUGGGCGCCAAGAAGCAGAUGAAGCUGGAGGAGAAACAGGCCAAGAAAGCCCAGAGAGAGGCGGAGAUGGAGGAGAGGGAGGAGAGGAAGAGGAUGCAGGAGCUCAGAGAGCAGGAGAGGCAGCAGGAGGAUGAGAGAGAACGACUGAUGGAGCGGAAACAGGAGGAGGAAGAGCGUCGUGCUGCAGAGGAGCAGGAGAGACGCGAGGAGGAGGAGUACUUAAAACUGAAAGCCUCCUUCGUCGUAGAGGAGCAGGGAGAGGAGGAGCAGCUCACCGAGGACCAGUCACGUAACCUGCUGCAGGAGUUCAUCCAGCACAUCGAGAGCUCUAAGGUGGUUCUCCUCGAGGAUUUGGCGUCUCACUUCGGGAUGAGGACUCAGGACGCCAUCAACAGACUGCAGGACCUGUUGGCUGAAGGAUCCCUCAAAGGAGUGAUUGACGACAGAGGGAAGUUUAUCUCCAUCACCCCGGAGGAGCUGGACUCUGUGGCUCGUUUCAUCAGACAGAGAGGACGCGUGUCCAUCACGGAGCUCGCUCAGGCCAGCAACUCUCUGAUCAACCUGCAGCCCGAGAGCCGCAGCAGCGCCUAGACACGACAACCCGAUGGGACUGUUCACCUCUGCUGCACAUCUGGACGACUCCAACCUGUGUGAAGAUUUAAACUGGACUCUCUGUCUGCUGUUAGCUGGUGUUUGCUAUCAGCAGAGGACAUAAAGGCGCUGUGCUAUUUAUUCAGACUCCAUUCUUGAUUGAGCUGCAGCCCCUUAAUGAAAACACCAAACCCAUCAACACGACUAGCAGCAGCUCCGCUCUCCUGUGGGGAGGAAAUAAAUGAACUUCUGUGAAAUGA